Molecule: messenger RNA, 2622 nt
Organism: Mesocestoides corti
Lineage: Eukaryota; Metazoa; Platyhelminthes; Cestoda; Cyclophyllidea; Mesocestoididae
Source: the annotation of a GenBank genome assembly
AUGCCAGUUGAUGAUCAAGAAAAACUGCUUGAUAGGGCAGUUGCGGCCAUGGAGCAACAGAAGCGCACUGUAAAAAUGUAUUUUGAUGAUGGUUUGAACAUGGAUGGUUUGCAUUGCUGUGCGAAUGUACUUCGUGGAUUACGAACAUCUGGUCUAUCUCCCAAGUCAUACUAUGAGCUUUACAUUAAGGCGACUGAGAUACUUAACAGUGUUGAAGCUCAUCUCACCGAUGAAUUUAAACAGGGGCGAUCUAUUCCGCAUCUGUAUGAAAUCGUCCAGUAUGUAUCCAAUGUUCUGCCACGCAUGUACCUUUUGAUAACGGUUGGAGUUGUUUACAUAAAGUCGGGUGAACUUCCCUGUCGAGAGAUUCUGAAGGACUUGGUUGAAAUGUGCCGGGGAGUGCAGCACCCCCUUCGUGGCCUCUUCCUCCGCAACUACCUUCUCACUUCACUCCGCCCCAACCUUCUGCCUGAUUGUGGGGCCACAAGCGACAACUCAGCAACAGUGAUGGACAGCAUCAGCUUCAUCCUCCUCAACUUUGCCGAGAUGAACAAGCUGUGGGUGCGGAUGCAGCACCAGGGUCACACCCGAGACAGGGAGAAACGGGAGCGCGAACGACGCGAUCUCCAGGUGCUCGUUGGUGCCAACAUCCAUCGCCUCUCCCAGCUUGAAGCAAUCAACGCUGAUCUAUACAAAACCCACAUCCUGCCAAGUAUUCUGGAACAGGUCAUUCAAUGUCGUGACGUAAUUGCCCAGGAAUACCUCAUGGACGUAACCAUCCAGGUUCGUGCCGGCUUUUUGUAUUCAGUAAAAGCCAUCCUCAUUACCUUCGCUAACGCCUUUCCAGAUGAAUUUCACGCGGCUACCUUGCCACAGUUGUUGCAGGCAUGUGAAUGCUUGCAGCCCGCCGCCCGCUUGCGACCUAUCAUCAGAAGUCUGGUUGAUAGACUUCUGCACUACAUCUCGGAAAAAGAGGAGCAGGAGGAGGAGAAAGAGGAUAAGGAAGGCCGCAACAAAGAAGGCGAUGCCACAAUAAACCCAGAAGCUCUCUUCGAGUCACUGUCCUUGGAGAUUGGGCAGUUGGUUAGUCGACGCGCCGACCUCUACAACACCGCUCCAGACGACGCUCGAACGGGCCUUCCGCCAGAGGAUGUUCCCGGAUUGUUUGCACCCCUGCUGAACAUGGCGAUCUAUCUCAACUUCAGUGCCGAUGUUGUCAACCAGGUCCUCCUCAGUGCUGCGACUGCCUUGGUGAAUCUUUCUCCCACCAGAAUUCAGAGUGGUUCCUUGUUGUCGCGGGAACUCCUGACCAUACUCUACCUACCGCUCUACGGACCGCGAAGUCCCAAAAGGUCGAUUAACUCCUCCCUGGACUCAGCCACUUUUUCCAUCUUUUCCUCCGGUACCACACCGCCGCCCUCGGCCGGAUGCUCGCCGACGGGAACAAGCGAAUCGGGCGAGCUUGUCCGUCUCUCCACCCUCCUAAAUCUCACUGGCUUUUCGCGUCUCUUCGAUCUCCUCGACGUGCCUGCGCGUCGGCGUCUCGCCUGCCUUUUCAUCGCACGCGCCCUCGAACGCGAUUCCACAGGCGCUGGAGGCGAGGACAGCCAACGCAUCACCUCUGAGGCCGACUUGGACGCCUUCUUCGCGAUCGCUGGCGUCUUGGUAGAGCGUCCAGAUCCGGCGGUGGCACUGCCGCCCACCUCGUCGGACGAAUCGGCCGAGGAGCUCUCACUCCUGGCCUCGGUGGUCCACUUGAUUGGCCGUGGUAGCGGCUGCACGGAUCCUGAUGCGGUGAUUGGUCUGCUUAUAAAAACCCGGAAGCUCUUCGCUGCCGGCGGGUCUACGGUUGUCCGUGCCACGUUUCCAACUCUUGUCUUCAAGGCCAUCCGUCUUCUUCCCGUCAUUUACGAGACGCGCGAGGAGGCGAACGGGGCGAUCGCGGGCCAGGACAGCUGGGAGAUUCGGUGCGAGCGCGUGAUCGCCUUCUGUCACCAGUCGGCGACCAAGUUGAUCGCGUGCAUCGCACCCGACGCCGCUCUGCGUCUCUUCCUCAACUGCACCCUCGUCAUCGAAUCCGUGCCCUUUGAGAAACGACCGUUCUUCGCCUACGACUUCUUCUCGCAAGCAUUCACCCUGUUCGAGCAGGAGUUGUCAGACGCGCGUUCGCAGUUGUCGGCCUUCUGUCUGAUGGUCUCGACCCUGUGCCAGAUGCACUGCCUCGACGAGGACAGCUUCCAUGUGCUGCAGACGCAGUGCAGUCGUGCGGCACUCAACCUCCUCCUGCGCGCCGACCAGAGUCGUGCGGUCGCCAUCACGGCGCAGCUGUACAUGCGCGAGCAGGACAAGUCGGGCGUGUUCAAGUGCUUGGAGAAGUCGCGCUCCCUCGCCGACAUGUGCAUCGACUUGGACGCGCGUACCCAGCUGUACGUUGACCUCCUCAACUACUACGUCACCUUCCACCAACAAGGCCUUGGAACUUCCGAGCCAAUUAACGAAAUACUGACGGACCUGUUGAAGGAGACGGAGAAGUUGGUGAGCCAACUGGACAUCGUGCCGGAGCCCCUUUCACAGUACUUCAGCUUGACCAAGACGAAGGUGUCCGAAGUCCUCACAAUGUGA